AUGGGCAACGGAAUUAUUUAUAAAAAACAAUCUGGUGUCCAAACUUGUUCACAGUCGCGUAAGAUUACCGUAAUACCUUAUGAACGUUGGCUAUAUUCUGAAGCUAAACGAUGGGGACAUUUUAAACAAUUUAAUCCAUUUUCAACGAAUACUGAUGAUCUAAAUGUUAAUACUCCAACAUCAUCAAACUUAUCUUCGAGCUCUCUCUCUUCAUCGUUUGUUUCUUCGUCAUUAACCCCAACAUCGUCUAUACCAUCAACUGAUAAUACUUUUUCAAAAACAACUAAUCCAAGAAAUCGAUUUUCAAAUAAUGAUCGCGAUUUACAACUAUCUGGUGCACCAGUCGGAUCAUCUCUGUCUUCUUCGCAAUUGUCUAAUUCCGUCAAUGGAAUUUCAUGUUCAUCAGCGUCUCUUGUUGAAAAAGAACAAUUACAAAAGCCAAUUUACUAUAUAAAUGGACGUUUUUUUAAAACAUUAACACGACUUGGUGAUUCUCAAUUUAUUCUGAGUGAAUAUGGUCAAGAUGAUAUUAUUUUAACAAUUCCGUCGAAUAUUGAACGUUAUCGAACGAAUGAUAAUGCCAUUCGAGAUCGUAUAUUACGUUUAAAUCGCGUGAUUGGUUGUUGUGAUGAAUUUAUUGUAUUUCAGUUAUGGAAAGGCAAUAAUGAAGUUGAAAUAUUUAUAUUCGAUUAUUCUAUUGAGUCUACAGCAAAAAAAGAUCUCAAAUGUACAUGUAAUCAGAGUAACAUUCGUUGUCAAUCACCAUCAGUUCGUUUACCUAAACCAAAAAAAGAAAUUAUUGUAUCUGCUACCCCUCCGAUAAAUCGACACAGUGCAUUAAUGCAGUCAGCGUCAUUGAGCGCUUAUCAUGUUCAUAAUACCGAUGCACGUAGUUUAUCAUUCAAAUCAUUUUCAAUGUUAAAUGCUACUUUCAGUAGUACAACAGAUGAUCUUGAUGAUGCAAAUCAAACGAUGGAUAUUAAUAAACAAUUUUAUGCCAUUGAUAAUAUACGAAAAGCUUCCUUUUUAACCGGUUCAGCUCGUUGUACACUUACAGUAGGCUCAUCGAAUCUUAAUUGUUCGAUAAGUCCAAAUGUUCAACGAUCAACUUCAACAGUAACAAAUAAUAAUUCUCGUUUUUCACCACAUAGUCUUUUAAGAUUUAGUUCCUGUCCACGCAAACUAAUCUCAUUAUCAAAUACGACAAAUAAUAAUAGGAAUUCUUCGGCAAAUAAUACUCGUUCGUAUUCAUUAUCGAAUACCAAUGAAUUAUUAACCGUAAUAACAAAACCAUCCAAUUGUCCUUCACAAAAUCAUCGUUCGACGCCCUAUCUGGCAUCAUUAACAUGUCCGCACCAUACUUCCUCUUCGUGUACAUCAUGGUCAGAUGUGUCCACACGUCAGUCUUCUCCAACAACUGUCACUACCACACUGAAUAAUCGCAUUGUUCGAAAAGUAAAUUCAUUACAACAUCGUUUUAAUGCUCGUUCUUAUACAUGUUUGAUAUCUCCUGAUCACUCACAUUUAUUAAUAACUCCCGAUUAUGAAGAUAAACAUUCGUACAGUCACCAAACACACAGUGAUGUUACAAUCAUACUGAAUGUAAAAUAUUUUACAAUUUUGAGGAUUACGCCAGCUCGUUAUGAUCAACGUUUUGCAUUCGAUCCACGAUAUGGUCAUUCUCGUUUAGCUGAAUUUGACACUGUUCGUGGACAAAUAACGGAUAUAAAACAAGAUCGUGUUCUUGUCUGUUCAAAUCAUACGUUAAAAACAAAAGUCUAUCGAGUCGAAUAUACCAAUGAUGGUUAUUUGAUUAUUGUCCUAUGUACAUUACCAAUAUUUCAACGUGUUAAACGUAAUUACUUCUUAUAUAUUUUAAAUUCUUCAACACUUUUGCAUACACGAAGUAUUAUCGAUUAUCGAGGCCCAUUUCUUUCAUCAUAUGUGUUUACUAAUGAAUUUUCACUUUUAUUUAAUAUUUAUCCAUCAUUAUCAAAUUGUGGUUCGACAUUGGCCGUGUUAAAAAAUAUUGAACCAUCGGUGAAUGUUCGUAUUGUUGAAUUAUAUUCACUUCCUUAUACCUGUGUAACAUUAAAAGAGAUAACACGAAGACAUAUUCUACGAUAUGUCGAUCAAAAACAUGUUCAAAAUUUAUUUUUGCCAGAAAAUCUCAAAGCCUAUUUAUCAUACAAACAUAAAUAUUAUUGA
This is a messenger RNA of Didymodactylos carnosus, 2208 nucleotides long. NCBI's taxonomy places the organism in Eukaryota, Metazoa, Rotifera, Eurotatoria, Philodinida, Philodinidae. The record is from the annotation of a GenBank genome assembly.